This is a messenger RNA of Lycium barbarum (goji berry), 1409 nucleotides long. Its product is annotated as protein LIFEGUARD 4-like. Bases 500 to 1231 code for a protein of 243 amino acids. Gene Ontology annotation, cellular component: membrane. Lineage: Eukaryota; Viridiplantae; Streptophyta; Magnoliopsida; Solanales; Solanaceae. The record is from RefSeq and is a predicted model, not a curated record. The transcript is spliced from 5 exons.
AUAUAUAGUUGAUGAAUCAACUUCACUUACUUUCCCAUAUAUUGUGAUGUAUGUCUAACAUAAUUAGAAACCAUGCUGAUUUUUUAUUUAUUUAUAGAGUAUUAGAUAAUAAACUAUAAUUACCACUCGAUGUUUUUAGUACACAAAAGUUGAAAAUUUGAACGUACUAUCUUUCGCGUUACCGGCAACCGCAGAAUCAUCAUGCUUGCAAAAUUAAUUCCCAACCUCUCAUUUCCACUCCAAUAACAAUUCCACACACAAACCAAAAAAAAAAAAAAAAAUGUCACCAACUCUUUCAUAUUCUUCUUCCUCCAUAUUUGAUCUAAGCCAAACUCUUUCUUCAUCACAUUCAAAAACAUUUGUUAUUUGCGUGACCAAUACCCCCAUAUCAUUUCAUCCCCAUCCGGGGUUGAUUUGAUAUCUGAUAAAGUACAUUUUCUCCACUAGUCCUAGAGGCAUAUUUAUCAUUUUAAAACAUCUUUCAGGAACACGUGAGAAGAUGUUCAAGCAAGGUGGCAUGGACAUUGAGUCCGGCCAAAAAGGCGGUGGCGUUGGUGGUGGCCAAAUAUAUCCAGGGCAAAUGGAAGAUCCUCAGAUGAGAUGGGCAUUUAUCAGAAAAGUUUACUCCAUUAUAUGUGUGCAGCUUUUCGUCACCGCCGUGAUCGCCACCGCCAUGUUCUUCACUCCGGCAGUCAAAGUUUACAUGCGAACCAUUAUGGGCAAAGUCACCAUUAUUGUCCUUCUUGUCAUCGCUUUUAUACUUGUCUUCUUGAUGGCAAAAUACGGCAAAAAACAUCCAUGGAACUAUGUACUUAUGUUCGUGUUCACCUUGUGUCUGGCAUGUGUUGUUGGAGUGGCCUGCGCAUUUAAAAGCGGGGAAACUAUCUUGAUGGCUGCUGGGCUAACAGUUCUUAUAACUGUUAGUCUUACCCUCUACACAUUUUGGGCUGCAAGUAAAGGCAAAGACUUCACCUUUCUUGGCCCAUUCUUAUUUUGUGCCUCUAUAGUCCUCUUUAUGUUUCUUCUAAUGCAGUUUGUUCUGCAUCUAGGAAAAGAAGCACGCGUGGUAUAUAGUUGUCUUGCAGCACUCCUAUUCUCAGCGUAUAUCAUAUACGACACAAAUAACUUAAUCAGGAACUUCACAUACGAUGAAUAUGUCAUCGCAGCAAUCUGCCUUUUCGGAGACAUCGUUAACCUAUUCUUAGCUCUUCUUGGCCUCACUGGUGAUUAAAGAAAUAGAUACUCCAAUUUGCUUGGAAAAAAUGUUUGUACUUAAUAAUUUUGUGGAAUAGAGCCUAUGAUUUUUUUUUUUAAUUAGCAAACUGGAAGAUUUCCUAGUCUUGAGAAUGUUUAGUACUGCCCUAAAUGUAUGGUUCGUUUAAUGUACAAUUGGGCGAAGAAAUAUAUUG